Erythranthe guttata (spotted monkey flower) is the source of this 1268-nucleotide messenger RNA. Its product is annotated as ankyrin repeat domain-containing protein 2B. The record is from RefSeq and is a predicted model, not a curated record. Gene Ontology annotation, molecular function: protein binding. NCBI's taxonomy places the organism in Eukaryota, Viridiplantae, Streptophyta, Magnoliopsida, Lamiales, Phrymaceae.
UCGUCUUCUCUCUCUCUCUCUCUCUCUCUCUACAAGCAAAGGAUCUGACGACAAUUCUUCUAUCAGAUUUCAGCGAUAAUGUCUGAGGAAUCAAAAGCUCCUCUGGUUCCUAAAGAAGAGAAGGCUGCUGCGGGGAGUACGGCUUCAGCAGAGGCACCGCCUGCGCAGAGAAGAGCAGCUCCAGCACCAGCACCAAUACCGCCAGUUGCCGGAAUGCCAAAUCCAUUUGAUUUCUCAGCUAUGUCAGGAUUGCUUAAUGACCCAAGCAUCAAGGAAUUAGCCGAACAGAUUGCAAAGGACCCUUCUUUUAAUCAGAUGGCGGAACAGCUUCAGAAAACUUUCCAAGGUGAUGCAGUUGAAGAGGGUAUCCCCAGCUUUGACCCUCAACAGUAUUAUUCGACGAUGCAACAAGUCAUGCAAAAUCCACAGUUUAUGAACAUGGCUGAGAAGCUUGGUAGUGCAUUAAUGCAGGAUCCAGCCAUGUCUGGCGUGCUUGAAAACUUCACAAAUCCUGCCAAUAAAGACCAACUUGAAGAACGAAUGGCUCGUGUCAAGGAGGAUCCAUCUUUGAAGCCUAUCCUUGAAGAGAUCGAGAAUGGCGGUCCUACUGCAAUGAUGAGGUACUGGAAUGAUAAAGAGGUUCUCCAGAAGUUGGGCGAAGCAAUGGGAUUCGCAGUCGGUGGAGAAGGUGCCACAUCUGCUGGCGAUACUGUUGAAGACGAAACAGAGGAAGUUAAUGAUGAGGAAUCCAUUGUUCACCACACUGCUAGCAUUGGUGAUGUGGAGGGCUUGAAGAAAGCCCUUAGUGAAGGUGCUGAUAAGGAUGAAGAAGACUCCGAGGGAAGGACAGCGUUGCAUUUUGCGUGUGGAUAUGGCGAGGUCAAGUGUUCUCAAAUUCUGCUGGAGGCAGGGGCAAAGGUGGACACGUUGGAUAAGAAUAAGAACACUCCUCUCCACUACGCAGCCGGUUAUGGCAGAAAGGAGUGUGUCGAGCUUCUGUUGAAAAACGGCGCUGCUGUCACUCUUCAGAACCUGGAUGGAAAGACACCUAUCGAUGUUGCUAAACUAAACAACCAAAGUGACGUGCUGAAGCUACUCGAGAAGGAUGUGUUUCUAUAAGUCGUGAUUAAGUCGCGUUUUUUAUAUUUAUUUAUAUGAGCCAUUGCUAACUUAAACCUUGUUUUCUUGAAAUGAUAUUUUGCUGGUGUAUGGUUUGCCAUGUUUGGAUUCACUUUUAUUUGAUUUCAUUUCAUCAGCUGUAUUUCCAG